Messenger RNA from Patiria miniata (bat star), 2640 nucleotides. RefSeq names its product neutral cholesterol ester hydrolase 1-like. The record is from RefSeq and is a predicted model, not a curated record. The coding region runs from base 222 to 1430 and encodes 402 amino acids. The transcript is spliced from 5 exons. Gene Ontology annotation, cellular component: membrane. Lineage: Eukaryota; Metazoa; Echinodermata; Asteroidea; Valvatida; Asterinidae. Gene Ontology annotation, molecular function: carboxylic ester hydrolase activity.
ACUUUGUACUUUAACUUUGCCCCGUUUCAUCAGUGGAUGAAGGUAAGGGUACAUCAAAUCAGUGUGAAAUGAUUGCAUGACGAAGCAGAUGCAGUAUUCGAUAUCAGGUAGACAAGAUAUCAUAGUAGGCCAACCUAAUUUCAUUGACAGUGUAACGGGUCACGCAUCCACUGGCGGUCAACCUGUGAAAAAAAUAGACAGAGACAUUACUUUGCUGAAUCAUGGGCAUGAUAAGGACCGCACUCCUCGCCUGCUUGGUCGGGAUCGUUCUCUACGUGUACUUUGAACCCAUACCUGACGCCAUUGAGAUACCCUGGAGAUUAAAGUUAAUGACGCACAUUUUUCCAAUAACUAUUGGCCUACCAUCUAUCAUGCCUGAGAGACUGAGCGCAUGGCUUGCUCCCAAGAUUGCAGAAUCUAUGAGGUCCAGUGGCCCGAACGUGUCCUACGAGGACACGACUUACGGCGGGGUGCCCGUGCGUGUCUUUGACGACCAACGAGACGGGGAGAAAGCAGCCAAACGCCCGGCGAUUGUCUUCUAUCACGGUGGGGGAUGGAGAAUGGGAAACGUGGAUAUGUACCAUUUUCUGACGGCAACAAUUGCACGAGAACUUGGUGCAGUAGUCAUUUCUGUUGAGUACCGGCUUGCCCCAAAGCACGUGUUCCCCGCAGCUAUAGAUGACUGCACGGCAGCAACCGUUGGAUUCCUGCAACAUCUCCAAGACCUCAACGUUGACCCAACCAGAGUGGCUGUCAUGGGGGACAGUGCUGGCGGAAAUCUAGCUGCUGCAGUCGCCCAGAGGCUGACCUUUGACCCAAAGUAUAAGAAACUGCCCAAGCUUAAGAUGCAGGUUCUGAUCUACCCUUGUCUGCAGGCUUUCGACUUCCAGACGCCUUCCUAUCAGCAGAACGGCGACUAUACCACUAUUGUUCUCGAUAAGAUGAUGAUGGCAGAAUUCUGGGCCGUGUAUCUCAACAACAGGCCUUCCUUAAAGACACCGAUGUCCGUUAACCAACACACUUCGGUAAAAGCCAAGAAUUCCCCCCUGGUCAAGAAAUGCCUGCCCCGCGAUCUCAUCCCGGAUGAGUUCAAGCAGGCUGGCUACAAAGCGCCUUCAACCGACUUCGGGGAUGAAGACAUCUACAAGGAGAUCAAAGAAGUCAUCUUGAAUCCAGACUUCGCUCCUCUCAUGCGAGAAGACCUGAGAGGACUCCCAGAGGCUUACAUCCUGACCGCCGAGUAUGACGUCUUGAGAGAUGACGGCAUCAUGUACGCCAAGCGUCUGGAGCAGGCGGGAGUGCCAGUCACUUGGAAGCAUUACAAGAACGGCUUCCACGCGAUGUUCAACACCAAGGACGGACCCUUCACUUCGCCAUCAGGGGAUCUGGCUGUAGCAGAUUUCUUUGAUUUCACCAGAAGAGUUCUUUAACAUUCCAUUUUGUCACCUUGUCAAUAUCAGGCUUAGGUUGGGACUUGAUUUUGCCGUAAUUUUGUGCAUCCCGUGUUGAUGAUUGUGCAACAAUAACUCCGAGACCACGCGUGCUACAGCAGUGCCUGCCUAAUAUUUACAGGCGUCCUUGAUUUUUAGGUAAUUCGCAUCACUGUUUUUUCACAAAUAAUGAAGAUGUUCGUUUCAUAUAAAUUUAUUUUAUCUGCUUAUGAUUGUAGUGUGCGAUUCAGUAGUUCGAGUAGUGGUUUUGUAAGAAGAUUGGGGGAGCCCUGUGAUCAAAUGCAACGAGGUAUUUGUGAUAAAUUUACGGAACAGUCGUAGAGAAAAAUGCAUGUCAUGUACUUCAAUCAUUUCGAUGCUUUAUUUUCCUCCAUAAUUGUUUCAAUAUCAGAAGAGGUGAAUUUGUAUGCGAGACUAAAUGUUGAUGUAUGGAGUUUCUAUAGGUUAAUAAUGAUUGUAUUGAUCACUGAAUGAAUUAUAUGAUUAUGUGUGGGUGUGCUCAAGUGCUGUCCCUUCUUUAGAAAGAUUUAUCGCUCGUCUUGGGGUUUGCAUGUGGGAUUGUUCUAUAAUUAGUCUCGCAGUUUUUCACACAUCAAUCUACCAAUUGUAUGUUGUUUAAAUUCCUAAGUUGCAAAUAUGUGGCCAUAAAUUGUUAUGUAUCCUGUAUUUCUGAUGACUGGUGUUAAUGAUGUGUAACUUUUCAACUGAUAAAUAAGUGCUACUUGUUUAUUUACAGUAUAAAUAUUCAACAAGGGAAACAACGGGAACCAACAGGAAAGGAAAACCGGGAAAGAAACUGGACAAACACAUACCCCUCAACCAGUCAGAUUUCAAAUAUUUCCUUGUCAUUUUCAUGGCUAAGUUGGGCCUACCUUGAAAUUAAAAAGCAAAUAAUUCUGCGCAAAAAUUACUGCAUUUAUUAAUGUUAAUCGCGAAAAGUUUAAUAUUAACAAAGUUCAUAGAGUACAAAUGAUACCAUGUUCGUCUGAAUGAAAAAUGGCAUUUGCUUUUACUACAAAUUUUUAUGCAUGUACUUCCAUCUGUAUGAAUGAAAAGUAGCAAAUGCUUUUACUAAAAACCAUUUGCUAAAGUAUGAAAAUAUUUACUUUUUACUUUUUAGCUUUUGCUACACUAUAGCGUUUUCUUCGUUUCAUAUAAAUAAAAAGGAGUAAAUGCUUCAGAUUUCAAA